Molecule: messenger RNA, 6269 nt
Organism: Cyprinodon tularosa
Lineage: Eukaryota; Metazoa; Chordata; Actinopteri; Cyprinodontiformes; Cyprinodontidae
Gene: mki67
Product: marker of proliferation Ki-67
Exons: 16
Coding region: 121-6051 (1976 amino acids)
Biological process (GO): regulation of chromosome segregation; regulation of mitotic nuclear division
Cellular component (GO): nucleus; chromosome
Molecular function (GO): protein binding
Source: RefSeq, a predicted model, not a curated record
AGCGGAGCUCUGAGCGCUAUAGUUUACGUUAAAGAGUCGUCGGGUCGGAUGGUUAGUCCUGCUGUUUGUCUGAUUAUGAUGCCAUUUUAAAGUUAAGAUUUUGUACUUUUAGGCUGUUUCAUGUUUAUGGAUAGAAGAAAGUCGGAGGGAUUUUUAAACGGAGCUUCAGGUAACUUUGGGAAAAUGCCUUUGCAUGGAAAAAUAGUGGUUAUUAAGAGGAGCGGAGCUGAUGGGACAGAGUUUCCUCUGACUGCAUCCUGCUUGUUUGGAAGGAAGCCUGAAUGUGACAUUCGUAUCCAGGUUCCUGAGGUUUCGAAGGAACACUGCAGAAUCGACUUAAAUGAAAAUAAAGAGAUUAUUUUGACCAAUUUGAGCUCAGUCAAUCCGACACGCAUCAACGGAGAGACUCUGCAUCAGUCUGAACGCUUGAAGCAUGGCGAUAUGAUAACAAUUGUUGACCGUUCUUUCAGGUUCGAGUACGCGCACACAGCAACGCCAAGGAAGAGGGCUACUCCUGGACCCAAGUCUGAAACUCUUAAGGUUCUUCAAGAUCAGCAAAGAUCCGACAGUGUCGCAGCUGAUGGGGGACAAAAAAGGAUUUCUACAGGCCCUCAUCUUAAAGAUGGUGCCAACUAUGACAACAUACAGAGAUCUUUGGAGAAAACGUUGGAAAUGGAGUCCCAGAAAGAUGGAACAAACUCACCAUUCGGUGAGCUGUGUCAAAUGGCCAAAAAAUCUCUGGAUCUCAAGACCCCUCAGAAGUCUUCUGUCAGUGCUGCCCAGACACCGUCUUCUAAGUUUUAUACCCCCAGACCAGGGCCAGUUGGUACUCCCCAGAAAGAAGUUAAACUCCCAGCAGAUCCAACAGCUAAAGUUGCUAAAACGCCUGAAUCUGUCAAGAAGUUGGGGAAGAUCUUCCAGUCUCCUUCCUUUGAGGGGUCUGGAAACAUAGUGCAAGAAGAUUCAAAGUCUGGACCUGCUUCAAAGCUGAGACGCAGUGUAACUCCUCAGAGGUUCACAGCCGCAGAGGCCAUUGAGCAAAUUACAGCUACAACAUCAAAGUCUCCUUUGUCCACAAAGGCAGAAGGGCAAGCUGUUAUUACAUACAAAAAGGAAAAAACCCCGAAGAAGUCUCCUAAAAACUUAGGAUCUGCUGAAAAAGUGAAAGUGGCCAAAAAACGCAAGAGCGACGAGCUUGGAAAAGACCUCCCUAUGUCAAAUAUGAAAAGAAAACGCGUUUCCUUUGGGGGUCAUCUUAGCCCAGAGUUAUUUGACAAACGCCUUCCUCCUGACUCCCCGCUGCGCAAAGGAGCGGCUCCAAGGAGAAGCUUGUCUCUUUAUAAACCAAAACAGUCCCUCCUUAGAAGAGCCUCGGCUAUUGGGUUGCUAAAGGGGCAAAGGAAUCCUUCCCCUAAGUCUGGUUUAAAAAAGAAUGCUUCGCCUGGAAAGGCGCUGCCAAAAUCAAAGUCUCCUUCACCUGCUAAGAAGUCUCCAAAGUCCAAGUCUACAUCACCCAAAGCAACUUCUCCUGGAAAAAUGUCUCCCAAGACCCCGAAGUCCAGGUCCGCUUCACCCAAGGCUGAGACCCCAAAAUCCAGGUCCGCUUCACCCAAGGCUGAGACCCCAAAAUCCAGGUCCGCUUCACCCAAGGCUGAGACUCCAGCUCAGAAGACCCCGAAGUCCAGGUCCGCUUCACCCAAGGCUGAGACUCCAGCUCCGAAGACCCCGAAGUCCAGGUCCGCUUCGCCAAAGGUUGAGACUCCAGCUCAGAAGACCCCAAAAUCCAGGUCCGCUUCACCCAAGGCUGAGACUCCAGCUCCGAAGACCCCGAAGUCCAGGUCCGCUUCGCCAAAGGUUGAGACUCCAGCUCAGAAGACCCCAAAAUCCAGGUCCGCUUCACCCAAGGCUGAGACUCCAGCUCCGAAGACCCCGAAGUCCAGGUCCGCUUCGCCAAAGGUUGAGACUCCAGCUCAGAAGACCCCAAAAUCCAGGUCUGCUUCACCCAAGGCUGAGACUCCAGCUCCGAAGACCCCAAAACCCAGGUCCGCUUCACCCAAGGCUGAGACUCCAGCUCCGAAGACCCCGAAGUCCAGGUCCGCUUCGCCAAAGGUUGAGACUCCAGCUCAGAAGACCCCAAAAUCCAGGUCUGCUUCACCCAAGGUUGAGACUCCAGCUCAGAAGACCCCAAAAUCCAGGUCUGCUUCGCCCAAGGCUGAGACUCCAGCUCCGAAGACCCCAAAACCCAGGUCCGCUUCACCCAAGGCUGAGACUCCAGCUCUAAAGACCCCAAAAUCCAGGUCUGCUUCACCCAAGGCUGAGACUCCAGCUAAAACACCAUUUAAUUCAGAAAUCCAAAGCCGGUCUGUCCAAGGUCGCUUCUCUAUUUCACGUAUCAAGACUCCCUCUCCUGCUGCAGAAUUAAUUAAACAACCUGCUUCAGUUACUGUUACCCCAAAAAUACCGCUGAGGAGGAAAAGCAUGAAGAGCACAAGAAAGACUCCAAGUGUUAGCAAGAGUGCAUUAAAGGUCCUCCAGCGAAGAAGCGGCAUUUCCCGUGCAUCGAUAAAAGUGGUUCCAAGUUCCUGGGCAAAUGUUGUUAAAUUUGGACAAACCAAGACUUCGGUUGUUGCUCCAACUGAGAAGAAGAUCAAACAAAAACCAAUGAAGAAAGUGAUGUCCAAACUGCAGACACCUGCCAGAAAACUGAAAGGACACGCAAGCACUGGCCAUGCAGAAUCCCCUGCCACCAUCGUCGUAGGUAGAGCUCACCAAAGAGCCUUUGCUCCUCCAACUGGAGCUGCACCAAAAGUGGUCAUGAAUGCUGCGUUUUCCAAGCGGGACAUGAAAAUGGACGAAGACCUGACAGGGCUUCCUGAGAUGUUCAAAACGCCAAUAAAUGAGAGGAGAAGAAGGUCUUUGGUCAGUAACAGGAGUGCCAAGAGGACCCCAGCAAGAUCUUCUAUGAUGGAACCGUCUGUGUUAAAAACCCCGGAGGAACCAGAUGAGAUGAUGGUGUCUCCGCUGAGCGUAGCGUCUACAGUCAAGAGUUUAAGAUACAACAGCGAGGCAGUCGAGCGCCUUCUUGCUGCAGAUCAAGAAUCCAGUUUUGUUAGCAACACCCCUGCCUUGGAAUUUAGCUCAGAGUCUGAACCGCCAUCUGUUAAAACUCCCCAACAAAACCCAGAAUUACCAGAGCGCCUCUCUGGAAUCAAGAGGACCACGAAGACGCCCAAAUUGAAGGCUGAGCCCAUUGAGGAUCUGAGAGGAAAACUCCUAAAAACUCCCAAACAGAAGCCUGAGCAACAGGAGUGUCUUACUGGAGUCAAGAGGGUCAUGAAGACUCCCAAACAGAAAGCUGAACCUUUAGAGGACAUCAGAGGAAAACUUCUGGUAACUCCUAAACAGAAAGCAGAGCAGCAGGAGUGUCUAACUGGGGUCAAACGAAUCUUCAAGACUCCAAAACAAAAAGCAGAACCUAUAGAAGACUUGAGAGGAAAACUCCUGAAGACACCAAGAGCAAGAAGGUCGGGUGAGAUCAGCUUAGAAGGUGUUAAGGAGCUUCUCCAGACGCCGACCCAGCAGCCCCAGAUGCUGGGUCUUAUCGCCGUGGAGAGUAUGAUAAAGCUGCCUGAAGGGAAGAGUGCUCCACUUGAAGAUGUGGUUGAAGUGAAGAGAGUCAAGAGGACUCCCAAACAGAAAGGUAAACCUGUUGAAGACAACUUUGGCCUCAAAAGGCUGAUGAAAUCACCAAGAGCAAGAGGAAAUCCUCCGGUGGAAGACUUUGAGGGGCUUCAGGAGCUCAUGGAAGAGCCGGCGGUGGACCUGACAGAGCAGCAGACAACUGAGGCAUCAGGUGCUGUGGAAACACGCCCUGAGGGUGAUGCAGGAAGUAUCCCACAGCAGCCUGGGGUGGAGCCUUCUGCUGUCAGCGUCACCGAGAGUUUUACGACUUCCACCUGCGCCUCAGAGAAGAAAUCUGCUCGCUCCAGAAGGACAAAACCAGUGGAGGAAAUCAAAGAGGUAACAGAACCUUCUCAAGAUGCCAUCACUGUGUCUGUUCCAGCUAGAGGAAGAAGAGGAAAGAAAGCUGAGGCUGCAGCGCCACCUGCUGUUAGACACACCACAAGAGGCAGGAAUGCUGAAGGCAGCCAAACCAGUGUGGAGGAGAGCUGCCCAGAGCCUGCCAAGGUUGCUGCUAAGCCAAGAAGAGGGAGAAAUGUCCGAAAAACUCAAGAGGUGUCCGCCGAACUGGAACAGAACGCGUUUGAGGAGGAACCCAUGAUUGAUCCAAACCCAGCAACUGAUGUCGACAGCAAAGCGCCUGUGGAGGAGCCUGUGCUGAAGCCAAAACGUGGGAGAAGAGUUAAAGAACCUGAAGAAGAAGCAGCACCGCUGCAGCAGAACCUUCCUGAAAAAGCAGAUGAGAGUGAAAACAUUGCCGUGGAAACGGUCAUCCAGUUGCCUGAAACUCUGAAGCUACCGGAUCAGGAGAAGGAAGAUCCCGAAGCUGGUGUGAAGAAACCUGUCAGAGGCAGAAGAGCUAAACCGAUGGAUGCUGAGAGCGCACCAGAACCCACAGGGCAUUCAGACGAACCUGUGGUCGCUCCUCUCAGAGGAAGAAGAGGAAGGAAAGUGGAAGUAACUUCUGCACCGGAUCAGGAGAAGGAAGAUCCCAAAGCUGGUGUGAAGAAACCCGUCAGAGGCACGAGAUCUAAACCGGCUGAUGCUGAGAAAGCGCCAGAACCAGAGGAGCAUUCAGAUGAGCCUGUGGUCGCUCCAGUCAGAGGAAGAAGAGGAAGGAAAGUGGAAGCAACAGCGCCCCCUGCUGUUAAACAAUCCACAAGAACCAGAAAUGCAAAGCCUCAAGAUGCUGAUCAGCCAGCUGAGAAUUCCACUGAAGCCGUCGCUGACCUGACCUCGGAGAACUCCAAUGAGACUUCAAAAGAGGAAGUAACUCCUGCACAGGAAACGACCACCAAGCCGCUCAGAGGGAGAAAAACUAAAGUGACGCCCAGCGAGUCGGUGAGAGAUGCAUGUCCUGCAGCGGAUUCUGAAACUUCGCAAACCGUUUCUUCUGUUGGUAAAACGAGGAUUGGAAGAAAAAAUAAAGCUGACGAUCCAACUGAGGUGGAAGACGAUACUGCGCUCCCUGUGGAGAACAAGCGCCAGACUCUGCCUCUGAGGGCUAAAAGGGCAAGAAAUGCUGUGCAGGAAGAGGAGGCAGAAAGUCCUAAUGAGAAGGUGACUCCAGAGGAGACCUCUGACUUCCAGGAGCCGCCGAAAAAAUCACAGAGAACAAGAAAUCCCGAGCAAGAACAAACUCCUAAAGCCGAUUCAGCGAGUAAACGAAGAGGAGGGCGAAAAACAAAACCAGAUCCUGUCACUGAAACCCCUGUGAAGUCCACAGAGCCCCACAGUGAUGUUAGCGAAAAGCCAAAGCGGGGCAGAAAAGCAGCAGAAACAACUCAGGAAAUCAUCCCUGCUGACAAUCCUCUUCCAGAAGCUUCUGCUCCAUCUCCACAGUGCGGCAGGGCAAGAGGGCGUAAAAACGAGUUUUCAGAAACUGUCCCUGCUGAGAGGGGCCGUCGGGGAGCCGCCCUGCCUCCAGAGGAACCCGCUGAAGAAUCCUCAUCACAGGCAUCAGAACCUGCUCCAGAACCAGUCUUGCCAGUAAAAAGAGGGAGACGAGCUGCGACAAAGCCCAAAGACGACAAAAAGGCAGUGGAGACCAAUGGUGAGCCGUCCGAAAACGUAAAGGCUAAAGACGUCGACCCAAAGACGACCAAAAAAUCAGUCCGGUUCAAUUCAGAGAUGGAAGUUUGUGAAAUUCAAAAAGUUACACCAGUGAAGUCGGUUCGGGGCAGGAGGUCAAAAUCAACAGACCAGGCGGAUGCUAGCAGCAACGAUGGAGCAAAGGAGGCCAACAACACUGAAGAGGAGAAUCUCUCAGAUGACCUCAAGGCACAGCCGGCCAAGAGAGCGCGGCGAGGAGCGAAGGUUGCUGAGGGAGCGCCGCCAAAAACCAGACGGGGGAGAUCAGCAAAGAAAUAGAUGCUUAAUGUAAAUAUCAAAUUCUAAUUGGGUUCCUCUAAUCUUUUAUUGUUCUGUAUUUUAGAUCCAGUGGCAUACUUAAACAAAGCACUGUUGGGUUUUUUUUACCUCGAUGUUUAAAGAAUUUUUUAUUUUUAAUUUUCUGUAUCGUACACUUAUGCUUAUACAAACAUGUUGGCAGGGGAAAAAUUUUUUAUAAAAUUCUUUGGCUUGUGUAA